AGAUUUGGGAAUGCCGUACAAAUAAAGUGCCAGCACUAGUUGGAGAAGAUAAAACCUGUGUGCUGGGAGCGAGGGAACACAAAGACGUAAGGACAGAAUUGUCAAUCCAAAAGCAAAGGACGUGGGAGCGGGCUGGAUAUCAGUAGGUCGACGAUGGGCUAGUUGUAGGAUCAUCACAGCGUCAGGCCAUGUGGGCGGCCGAUCCCGUCAGUCUUGUCGCAAUGCAAGUUGCAAAUGCAGAUGCAGCGUAUCGGCUGGCUCGUCAGGCGAAUGGAGGCGCGCAGCUGGGGGCAAGGGUGGGUCGGCACGACAAUGGGCUCUGCGACGGUACGGGUUGCAGUCUAGGACAGGCGUCUGAGAUGCAGCCAUGUUGCGAGGUUGGUUGUGCUGCGCCUUGGCGGCGUCUCGAGUUUGUCGCGUCGAGCCAGUCAGCGUCUCGGAAUCCCCUUGCUGGAAAUUCGCGAAGAUGUUCCAGCCGCCCCGUCACCUGACCAUCAGCAUUUUCAAUAUUGUUGAACGAGCGACGUGGAUGCAUGAGAGGCGGCGCUUA
Molecule: messenger RNA, 550 nt
Organism: Aplosporella prunicola CBS 121167
Lineage: Eukaryota; Fungi; Ascomycota; Dothideomycetes; Botryosphaeriales; Aplosporellaceae
Exons: 1
Coding region: 189-491 (100 amino acids)
Source: RefSeq, a predicted model, not a curated record